Hyaena hyaena (striped hyena) is the source of this 3210-nucleotide messenger RNA. RefSeq names its product NLR family pyrin domain containing 5 (gene NLRP5). The record is from RefSeq and is a predicted model, not a curated record. The transcript is spliced from 11 exons. Gene Ontology annotation, cellular component: nucleus; cell cortex; mitochondrion. Bases 1 to 3210 code for a protein of 1069 amino acids. Gene Ontology annotation, molecular function: protein binding. Lineage: Eukaryota; Metazoa; Chordata; Mammalia; Carnivora; Hyaenidae. Gene Ontology annotation, biological process: regulation of inflammatory response.
AUGCCCCUUACAGUCCGGUUGCACCUUGGUAUCAUUUACUCCAUACUACCUAAGAAUCCACUUUUUCAUCAAAACCUAAGCUCUCAGCCUUCCACUAAGAUGAAAGAAGUCAAAUUACCCUCAUUUUCCAACUAUGGACUACAGUGGUGUUUGAAGCAGCUAGGAAAGGAAGAAUUUCAAACAUUUAAGGAAUUGCUCAUGCAAGAAGCUUCAGAACUAGCAAUGUGCUCUUUUCCAUGGAUUGAAGUGAACAAUGCCAAUGUGGAACAGCUAGCCUUCCUCUUGCACGAGCAUUAUAGAGAAUCUCUUGCCUGGAAAAUAUAUAUUCACAUCUUUGAAAAGAUGAACCUACCCACACUCUCUGAGAAGGCAAGGAAAGAGAUGAAAAAAAUGCAAAUAUUGUUUGGCGCUUUUAAUCCAGACCAGAGGGGCUUCCGGCCUCACACUGUGGUUCUGCACGGAAAAUCGGGAAUCGGGAAAUCAGCUUUGGCCAGAAAGGUCCUGCUGUCCUGGGCGCGAGGUGAACUCUACCAGGAAAUGUUCUCCUACGUCUUCUUCCUCCGUGCCAGAGAAAUGCCAUGGAUGAGGGAGGGCAGUUUUGCAGAGCUAAUUUCCAGGGAGUGGCCAGACUCUCAGGCUUCAGUGACAGAGAUCAUGUCCCAACCAGAACGGCUGCUGUUUAUUGUUGAUGGCUUCGAUGACCUGGACUUUGUCUUCAAAGAUGGUGACUUGGGUCUCUGUGAAGACUGGGGGGACAAACAACCCACGUCUGUUCUGAUGCACAGUCUGCUGAAGAAAGCCCUGCUCCCUGAGGCCUCCCUGAUGAUCACUGUCAGAGACACGGGCAUAGAAAAGCUCAAAUCCAUGGUCCCGUCCCCCCGUUACCUGUUAGUCAGGGGCAUCUCUGUGGAGAAAAGGAUGCAGUUGCUUCUUAAGCACACGAAGAAUGAGCAUCGGAAGACAAAAGUCUUGAAUUCAGUGGUAGACAACUACCCGCUUUUUAACGAGUGCCAGGUCCCCAUCUUGGGGUGGCUCAUCUGCGAGGCUCUGAAUCUGCACGAGGCGUCGGGAAAGCGCCUUCCCUCUUCCUGCCAGACCCUCACGGGCUUGUAUGCCACCUUUGUGUUCCACCAGCUCACCCCACAAGACCCAUCCCAGUGCUGCCUCAGCCAGGAAGAGAGAGGCACCUUGAAGAGCCUGUGCCACAUGGCUGUGCAGGGAGUAUGGAACAUGAAGUUUGUGUUUUAUGGAGAUGACCUGGGUGUUCACAGACUCAGGGAGUCCGAGCUCUCUGCUCUGUUUCACAUGAGCAUCCUUCUCCGAGACAGCGGCCCUGAAAGCUGCUACACGUUCCUGCACCCCAGCCUCCAGGAGUUCUGUGCUGCCCUGUACUACAUUCUAGAAGGACUAGAAACGGAGUGGGAUCCGUACCCUGUGUUCUUGGAGAACGUAAGGAGCUUGGUGGAGCUCAGACAAAUCAGCUCCAAUGCCCACUUGCUCCAGAUGAAGCGUUUCUUGUUUGGUCUCAUGAGCAAAGAGGUGACGGGGGCCCUGGAAGUCCUGCUGGGAUGUCCCAUCCCCCUGGUGGUGAGGCAGGGGCUUCUGGGCUGGAUCUCCCUGCUGGGUCAGCAGCCCAGCACCCCCUCCCCUCUAGACUUCCUGGACUCCUUCCACUGUCUUUUUGAGACUCAAGAUGAAGACUUUGUUUGCUUGGCAUUGAACAGCUUCCAAGAAGUGUGGCUUCCAAUGAACCGGCGAAUGGACUUGCUGGUGUCUGCUUUCUGCCUCCAGCGGUGCCAGUAUUUGCGGAAAAUUCGGAUGGAUGUCCAGGAGGGCUUCUCAAAGGAUGAGUUCACUGAGGCCCAGCCCCUGAGUCCCCAAGAGGUGCCAGUGAAGACCCUUGCUGAUGAGUGGUGGGGAGAUCUCUGCGUCGUGCUCAGUACCCACCCAAGCCUGCGGCAGCUCGACCUGAGUGGUAGCGUCCUGAAUGAACCAGCCAUGAAGACCCUCUGCACCACGCUGAGGCAGCCAGCCUGUAGAAUACAGAAUCUGAUAUUUAAAGGUGCACAGGUUACGCUUGGCCUUCAUCAUCUCUGGACGACUCUCAUUACCAACCGUAAUAUUAAAUACCUGAGCUUGGAAAACACCCACCUGAAAGAUGAAGAUCUAAUGAUGGCGUGCAAAGCAUUAAGACACCCAAACUGUUUGCUGGAGUCUUUGAGGCUGGAUCACUGUGGACUCACCCCUACCUGUUGCAUGGUGAUCUCCCAAAUCCUUGUUACGUCCAUCAGCCUAAAAUCUCUCAGCCUGGCAGGAAAUAAGGUGACAAGCCAGGGUGUAAAGCCCCUCUGCGACGCCCUGAUUGCCUCCCAGUGCACCCUGCAGAAGCUGAUACUGGGGAACUGCGGCCUCACCGCUGCCGACUGCCAGGACCUGGCCUCAGGCCUCACCGGCAACCAGAGUCUGACCCACCUGUGCCUGUCCAGCAACAGCCUGGGGAGUGAAGGCGUGAAUCUGUUGUGUCGAGCCAUGAAAUCCCCCAACUGUGGGCUACAGAGGCUGAUACUAAAAGAAUGUAACCUGGAUGUGGCUGGAUGUGGCUUUCUUGCAUUUGCACUUAUGGGCAACAGACAUCUGACACACCUGAGCCUUAGCAUGAAUCCCUUGGAAGAUGAUGGGAUGAACCUUCUGUGUGAGGUCAUGAUGGAGCCAUCUUGUCACCUCCAGGACCUGGAACUGGUUAAGUGUCACCUCACUGCUGCCUGCUGCAAGAAUCUGUCCCAUGUGAUCUCAAGGAGCAAACACCUGAAGAGCCUGGAUCUUGCCGCCAAUGCCCUGGGUGAUCAUGGCAUCAUAGCACUGUGCGAGGGACUGAAGCACAGGAAGGCUUCUCUGAGGAGGCUUGGGUUGGAGGCAUGUGGACUGACUUCAGACUGUUGUGAGGCACUGGCCUCGGCUCUCCUCUGCAGCCAACGCCUGACCAGCCUAAACCUGAUGCGGAACAAUUUCGGUGCCACAGGAAUGAUGAAGCUAUGUCCAGCCUUUGCACAACCCACAUCUAACCUACAAAUAAUUGGGCUGUGGAAAUGGCAAUAUCCCCCUCAAAUAAGGAAGCUGCUGAAGGAGGCGCAGCUACUCAAGCCACACAUUGUAAUUGGGGACGGCUGGUAUUCUUUUGAUGAUGAUGACCGGUACUGGUGGAAAAACUGA